CAACCUUUUCUUGUUAAAAACGCAAAAAAACACUUAUAAUGUGAGUCUCGUUAAGUGUGCACCUGACGAACGCUGAAAGCAUACUGACUUAGGCCCCGCCCACAAUGAUGACGUCAGGACCUAGUUGAAAAUCACAGUGCACAGUUGCUUAGGCCAGCUCCUCUUUGUUUUUCCUCCGUGGGUAAAACCUUACAAAUACGGUAGAAAAGCACUACAGCGCCCUCCAAUCUAAAUCCCAUUCUCUUUCCGCACAAACUCUACAAGGUAGAUUCAGCUAAGCAGUUUUACAAUAAAUACUCUUAUAUUAAAGUUGUACCUGGCCAUGCACUUAUUAGAUGAAACUUCUUAAUUAGAAAACGUCAAAAGGCUGAAAAACGUCAAAUCUUCUGGUUGUAUUGUCUUAGAGGUUUCAUUUGAUCGUUUCGUUUGUAAAUUCUAAGUUUGUUAAAUUCGUUAUGUGUGAGAAUCUCAAAACCGACCGUAUACGGUGCGACGCGUGCCGUACAAUAAAUUUGGCCAAUCACGUGAAAAUCCCAAAACCAAACAUGGAGAUAUACGAAAAGUGCAGUCCAACCCAAAGGAUAGACUGCUCGCAAAUACCUGAACUUCCGAUCCGACCUACAUGUAUCAAGGUUUGCAGUAAAGAAGAAUAUAAAUUGAGAAAAAGCGGCAAGAAAAUUACUGUCGCUAAAAUUCCUUAUCCACACGGAAAGCUCAUGUAUGCUGUAAAAGCUGGAAUCCUGGUAGGUGCCGUUUACUUCACGUACACACAAGGAGUAUGGGGCGAUCAACAAGACACAACAGAGUGCAUUCGCCGCUGGCAAGAAUACUUUCGGAGCAUCAAUACUAGACGACCACCAUCCUUCGAUCAAAACGGUCUCGUAAUCAAAAAGGAAAAUCAAGAACAUUUCUUGGCUCCGCUCUACAUGUUGUAUAAGGAAAUUGUCACCACAUGCUUCGCUGGUGUUGUCAAAGUGCCCCUUCUCAUAAAAUGCGCGUACAUGGACUACUUGAAAGCCCUAGAACAAAAAGAACAGGAAGCAGCUCUUGAGAGAAAAAUUAAGAGAAAAGGCUAAACACUUGUAGUGGUUCCGUUUGCUUAUUCAUAUAAUCUUUAUUGUAUACUUAGUUAUUAAAAUGAAACAUGAAUAAGCACAUAAGUUAUUGUAACAAGUAUUUAACUUUUUCACAGAUAUAAAACUUUUACUAAACAGUAUAAACUUGUUCUGAGUGUUGAAUCGAAUUAGGCUAGUAUCGCGUGGGAACAGAGAGUCGCCAUAGUCCAGUGAAAGGAUGGUGAUCAAAAUCAUAGAAAUCAUUAAAUAUAAAAAUACGUUACACUUAAUUAAAUAAAUGACAAAGAAUGUUACACUUUAUAACAAUGAACCGAAGAAUGAUUUCUUUAAAUGUUUUUCAGGUAUAGUCAAAUUACGGUGAUAAUUAAAAUAAAAAGACAAUUGCAAAUCAGGAUAAUCAGAUAAAUAAAGAUAAUUAAUUGCUUGCUCGUGGAGUUAAAAAUAGAAUGAAGCUUUUUUUACAGAUUUCCUAAUGUAAAUAGGGAGUUUUGUGUUACUCCAAAAUAUCUAUGGUAGAGAUCCUAGAAUCCAUGCUUUUAUUUCCAAUACAUAUAUUUCGUGAUCCUAAUCCUAAUCAUAUCAAGGUAAUGUAAGCGUGAUUGUGUCAUGUAAGGGUGUGUAAUCCCAUCGUCUUAAUGUCUUUUCGUACAAAGUCGCAGCAAAGAUAAAAAUAAAUCAAAAGUCAAAUACGAGUAUCUUAGGUUUUCUACUUCAUUUUUUCACCACUCAGCACAAUAAAGGGCACUAAUAUUGAAAAACUCUCUUGAUUAAAGAUAAUAAAACGGAAAUUCAAAAUAAUACGUAGAUACAUAUUUCUUUCACUUUCUUGAAUCGAAACCUUCAGCACACAGCUUUUUUUAUUUACAAAAUUCAAUUACUUUUGCUCAAUUUAGUUUUAUAUAACAUUUAUUGUAGGAAUUAUUUUAAUAGUUUUGGAGAAUUAUGUAUUUCUGUGAAAGACAAAAGAAAUAUAGAUGUGUAUCAAGCUAUUGCGCACAUGACCAUUAUUUACGGUUAUUUUUGUUAAACAAAUUGAAAUGGAACACCGGCGACUGUAUUUUGAUUAUUUUGUAAACUCAUACGAAAGUUUGUUGAGUAUUUCGUAAUAAAAUUAUUAGAAUCAUGUUGUAGUUUUACUUGAGCUGUGUUGUUAAGGAAACGAAUGCCUGAUAUGUUUGCCUUUUAGUUAGAAAUUCCAUAUGUUGCACUCAUAAAUAAAAACUAACCAAGUGCGAGUCUAGCCUAGCUCUACAGGGUUCUGUAAAAUCAUUUGUUAGUUUUCGUCACAACUUACAAAGUACAAACAUUAUGAAUCGGCUUUUUCAGUAUUUGUUGUUUAAAUACAGCAUGUGGGACAUCAUAUACCAAAUAUAUAGCAAUCUUAACUAGUUUUGGUUUAAAUUAUCGAAGUUUUCAUAUAGAACCCUAACUUUUUUUGGAAAUACUCUAUAGCCUUUGUUCAUCACGGGCAAUGUAAGAUUCUAUUCAGUCCAGUAGUUUCAGAGUCAAUUCAAUACAAACAAACAAACAUAUCUUUCCUCAUUAUUUAUUUCUUAGGUUUUCACGCACAUCACUCAUUAAAAUAAAACUAGUUUUAACGGAUUAAUGCACGAAACUUUAUUUAUU
Chilo suppressalis (striped riceborer) is the source of this 2702-nucleotide messenger RNA. The record is from the annotation of a GenBank genome assembly. NCBI's taxonomy places the organism in Eukaryota, Metazoa, Arthropoda, Insecta, Lepidoptera, Crambidae.